GAAGUUAUAAGUUAAAAAUAAUUGAUUAAUCAUCGUCAAAAAACCUUGAAAAAUAUUUCAACUAAGUCACUAUGAUAAUUUUGGCAUUUUAAAUAAUAAAACAACAAUUUUGAAAUUUUAAUCAUGCACAAUUAUUGGCAAAAAAUUGUAAUAAAAUGUUUAUUGAUUAGUAUUUUUGUUUCUUUCUUUUUCACUUGUAUCAUAAGUAUUCUACCUAUUAGUACAGAUGAAUGUGUAUGUAAUGCAAAAGAUAAUAACUCAAAAAAUCUACCCAAUACUGAAUCGAGCAUUUGGAAAAAAUCAGAACAUAAACUUGCUAUUUUAGUGCCAUUCCGGGAUAGGUUUGAAGAACUUCUAACAUUUGCACCUCACAUGAAAAAAUUUCUCGAUAAACAAAAUAUAAAUUAUCAUAUAUUUAUAUUACACCAGACAGAUAAGUUUAGAUUUAAUAGAGCAUCACUUAUUAACGUAGGCUUCAUUUAUGUUAACAAAAAUUUUGACUAUGUUGCCAUGCACGACGUAGAUUUACUGCCAAUCAACGAUAAUUUAUCUUAUGAAUAUCCGGAUACUGGGCCUUUUCACAUAUCUUCUCCAGAUUUACACCCUCGAUAUCACUACCCAACAUUUAUAGGUGGAAUUCUACUCAUAAAGAGAGAUCAUUUCAUAAUUGUUAAUGGCAUGUCUAACAAAUAUUGGGGAUGGGGUUUGGAAGACGAUGAAUUUUAUGUAAGACUGAAAGAAGCUAAUUUGAAAGUUUACAGGCCUAAAAAUAUAUCAACUGGAAUUCAUAAUACAUUCAAACAUAUUCACGAUAAAAAUCAUAGAAAGAGAGAUAUGGCGAAAUGCUUCAAUCAACGAGAUGCGACAAGGAAACGUGAUAGACAAACAGGAUUGAAUAAUGUCUCUUAUAAAAUUGAUGAAGUAGUAAAUAUGACUAUCUCCAAUACUCAUUUGACAUUAUUAAAUAUUGCACUCAUUUGUGAUAAAUCAUUGACGCCUUGGUGUGAAUGCAUUAGUAAUAGAACUAAUUUAACACAAAAGAAUUAGAAACAAUACUUCAAUUAAAAACUUUUGUACAAAAACAUUUAAUUUCUUUAUUGUUUAUGUAAAAAAUUAUCAAAUAACACCUUAUUAAAAUU
Molecule: messenger RNA, 1139 nt
Organism: Chelonus insularis
Lineage: Eukaryota; Metazoa; Arthropoda; Insecta; Hymenoptera; Braconidae
Gene: beta4GalT7
Product: beta-1,4-galactosyltransferase 7
Exons: 5
Coding region: 124-1047 (307 amino acids)
Biological process (GO): proteoglycan biosynthetic process; carbohydrate metabolic process
Cellular component (GO): Golgi apparatus
Molecular function (GO): xylosylprotein 4-beta-galactosyltransferase activity
Source: RefSeq, a predicted model, not a curated record